ACCUAUAUACUUGUUUACUGUUAUGUCGCGGUGCGCUCUCUGCAGGCCACCCAGUCUCGCAAUAAAUGUUUAACUGACCGGACGUGUGUGUUUCAUUUAUAUAGACAUAUCAGUGGCGCUCGAGGAUCGGGAUUUAUAUGAAUCUAGUUUUAAAAGUGUGCUUUUAAACAUGUCAGUGGGGAAGAUAAAAGCGUUCGAGGUUUCGUCGGGCAAUUGGAGUACAUACGUGGACCGCGUGAAUAUGUACUUUAAGGCUAACGACAUCAGCGACAACUUGCAGUUGCCGACAUUGAUUGCCGUAAUGGGAGAUGAAGCUUAUGAGCUCCUCAGCAACUUGACAAGCCCUAAGAAACCAGGAGAAAUGACUUAUAAGGAAGUUAUCAAGAUAAUGUCUGAUCACAUCGAACCAAAACCAUCUUUCAUGGCGGAACGAUACCGGUUACGUCAGAGGCGGCAGGGAGAUAAGGAGACUGUCGCUCAAUAUCUGGCCGAUUUAAAAAAGAUGGCUAGGUACUGUGAUUUCUCCACAGCAUUAGAGGAUAACCUGCGUGACCAAUUUGUGUGCGGUUUGAAAAAUGACACAAUUAGACAACGCCUUUUCGCUGAGAGUGACUUAACCUAUAGUAAGGCCGUACAGCUAGCCCUUUCGUUGGAAGCCGCCGAGAAGGACGCAGCUAUGGUGGAACGCGCGAGUGUGAGCGAGACGGGCGAUGCGGGAGAGAGAGCCGAGACGGUACAUGCACUCACAUCGUGGCAACCGCGUGGCAGUAAUGGCGUUAGCAAUGCGAUUUGUGCAGUUUGCGGGAAGUUAGGUCACCGCGACGUUCAAUGUCCUUACAAAGAUUUUCAGUGUAACAAAUGUGGUAACGUAGGUCAUUUAAAACGAGUGUGUCCGGCUAGGCUAGGAGGUGGUAAUGGCGGCAAUGCCCGUGUGUCGGGUGGCGGCGCUCGUGGGUCGAGCGGCGGCAGCGGCGGGGCCCGGCGCCGGGGCGCCGGCGGCCGCAGGGGCGCGCAGCGCGCCAACCGCGCCAGCGCCAUACACCAUGUCCAGGCAGAAGAUGGCGAGACUCAGUAUGAAGAAGAGGUUACGUCGGGGUCCGACUUCGAAGAAGACCUGCAUCAUCUCUGCUUAAACGAUUAUAAAUCGGUAAGCCUGUCAUUAGGUUUAGACGAUGAGGUCAUUUCUAUGGAAAUCGACACAGGGUGCGCUGUGUCGUGUAUAGGUCGUGAUACUUAUAAUAAGUACUUUAAACACAGACCGUUGGAACAAUUCCCUUUGGUGUUAACGGUUUAUGAUGGCCGUCCAGUUAGACCCCUAGGGGUCAUAAGGCCCGUUGUUAGAUUUAAAAACCAGUUAAAAAAAUUGGAACUUUUUGUUAUUGAGGGGGGCACUACCCCCAUAUUAGGUAGACACUGGCUAACAGAGUUACAGAUUCGGAUUCCUAGAUUUCGAAAAGAGUAUUUAUAUAACUUUAACGAGUCUUGUAAUAAUGAGUUAUCUACGUUGCUUGACAGGUAUAAGGAGUUAUUUAGCGGAGGACUAGGGCGGUUUAGAGGUGGAAAAGCGACACUUCGAGUACGCGAGGGGGCCACACCGGUGUUCUGUCGCGCGCGGCCGCUGCCGUACGCGCUGCGCGACCGCGUCGAGGCGGAGCUGGACGAGAUGCUGCGCUGCGGCGUCAUCGAGCCGGUCGACACGUCGGAGUGGGCCACGCCGCUGGUACCGGUGCGUAAAGCCGAUGGGGGUCUGCGAAUCUGUGCGGAUUACAAGGUACCUCGGCCCGAACCAGUGGAACACUCUGACGAGGCACCUGACCACUCUGACCACGCUGACACUCCAGUAGCCACGAGCACGCCGCGGCGCAGUCAUCAAAGUCCGGAUUCGAGCCGAGCAGCUGACGCGCGGCCCGGAACACCGCAGAGUUCGCCAAGGUCAAGUUGUAGCGAAGACCUAUUUUUGUCACCUACAACAAGUACAACUCCACCUUCUAAACCGCCCCAGUUACCUAGGCAUAUUAGGGAAUGUCGAUUAAAAAACCCACCGAAGUAUAAAUUUUAGUUUAAAUAGUUUUUAAGUUUACUUCUAUAUGUAUCAUGCUACCCCUGAACUUAGAUAAAUACUUACCUUAAAAUGAAGGUAUACCUAAAGAUACUGUGUGUUUGUUUACUAUUUUAAUUAUCUUGGUUGAUAAAAUGUUUUCUUUUAAGGUACAAAAAAAAAAAUAAAAAAAAAUAAAAAAAAUAAAAAAAAAAGGAGAAGAUAGGUUGUUGAUAUCUGUUUCGAAAGUAUUUUUUUUAAUAUUAGGUAUAAUGUUUUUAGAAGAGAGUAGUGUAAUGUAUGUACCUAUAUACUUGUUUACUGUUAUGUCGCGGUGCGCUCUCUGCAGGCCACCCAGUCUCGCAAUAAAUGUUUAACUGACCGGA
Molecule: messenger RNA, 2424 nt
Organism: Leguminivora glycinivorella
Lineage: Eukaryota; Metazoa; Arthropoda; Insecta; Lepidoptera; Tortricidae
Exons: 2
Coding region: 170-2059 (629 amino acids)
Molecular function (GO): zinc ion binding; nucleic acid binding
Source: RefSeq, a predicted model, not a curated record